AUGGAGCCAGUAAGUUCAUCAAACCCAGAUCUUAGAAAAGUUGCUGUUGCUGCUGAAGUGGCGGGGUUUGGGCAUUCUGUUGAUGAAAUUUCUGCAAAGGUUGAUACGCUUGAGAAAAGAGUGAACGAGGUUGAACGAUUUUACUUGACUACAGGUAGUCCGCAACUAACCAAUUCAAAAGGUAGCUCAAUUGUGAAGGAUAAACAGUUAAAUCUUCUUAAGAAGCAGCAGCAAGAUGCAUCACGUAGGGAAGUAACUGCUACAAAGAGAAUGCAAGAGCUCAUGCGGCAAUUUGCCUCAAUAUUCCGUCAGAUCACUCAGCACGAAUGGGCAUGGCCCUUCAAGGAGCCUGUAGAUGUUGAAAGUCUGGGAUUGCAUGACUAUUAUGAAGUUAUUGAGAAGCCUAUGGACUUUGGAACCAUAAAAAAUAAAAUGGAAGCUAAGGAUGGUACUGCCUAUAAGAAUGUUAGAGAAAUAUAUGCUGAUGUGAGGCUGGUAUUUAAGAAUGCAAUGAAAUAUAAUGAUGACAAAGAUGAUGUCCACGUGAUGGCCAAAACUUUGUUGGAAAAGUUUGAAGAAAAAUGGCUAAAGCUUUUGCCAAAAGUUGUUGAAGAGGAAACAAGACGAGUAGAUGAGGAAGCAGAGGCACGACUACACACGCAACUUGCCCAGGAGGCUGCUUAUGCCAGCAUGGCUAAGGAUCUAAGCACUGAGCUUGUAGAGAUUGAUCUGUAUUUGAAGGACCUCAGAGAAAUGGUGGUUCAGAAGUGCAGGAAAAUGUCUUCUGUUGAUAAGAGAAAACUUGGGACAGCUCUCACCCAUUUAUCUCCUGACGAUCUCAGCAAGGCUCUGGCAAUUGUCGCUCAGAAUAACCCCAGCUUCCAAGCAAGUGCGCAAGAAGUGGAUCUUGACAUUGAUGCUCAGAGUGAGUGCACAUUAUGGAGGUUAAAAGUUUUUGUUAAGGAGGCACUAAAAGUUCAGGGAAAAAGUUCUGAAGGCACUGCCGGCAACAAAGUUACAGCCUCCAAACGAAACAGAGAGAUUUCUGAAGCUGUUCCCAAGACUAACGCAAAAAGGACUAAAAAGCUCUCUUGUUUGUGA
Prunus armeniaca (apricot) is the source of this 1101-nucleotide messenger RNA. NCBI's taxonomy places the organism in Eukaryota, Viridiplantae, Streptophyta, Magnoliopsida, Rosales, Rosaceae. The record is from the annotation of a GenBank genome assembly.